Molecule: messenger RNA, 2265 nt
Organism: Larimichthys crocea (large yellow croaker)
Lineage: Eukaryota; Metazoa; Chordata; Actinopteri; Sciaenidae
Product: nuclear factor 7, brain
Exons: 7
Coding region: 86-1702 (538 amino acids)
Molecular function (GO): protein binding; zinc ion binding
Source: RefSeq, a predicted model, not a curated record
GCAGAUCAGUGCACAGAUACAACAUGAGUCUGUGCCAUACGUCCAAACUGCUGUAUGCCAACUGCACAUUCUGACUCAAACCCAAAUGGCUUCAAAUCUGGAGACUCUGACCACCGGCAGCCCCUCCAUGAGCUGCCGACCCCUCACUGGAGCAGAGGCAGAAGGCCUCGCCUCGCCUCCCUGGUCGGUUGACUCUCCGGAGUGGUGUCAGGAACAUGGAGAGAGUCUGUCUAUGUUCUGUUUGGAUGACCUGGAGCCUUUGUGCAAACAAUGUGCAGCUGUGAACCAUGCAGGACACAGAGUUUACCUCCUGACUGAGGCUGCAACUGACUGCAAGGAGGAGCUCAGAACUUCACUAAAUGGACUGAAGAAGAGGAAGACUCACUUUGAGAAGGUCACAGAGACUUGUGACCAUGCAUCCAGACACAACCAGGCUGAGGCCAAACUCACAGAGGAGUUAAUGAAAAAGGAAUUUGAGAGUCUUCACCAGUUUUUAAGAGAGGAGGAAGCAGCCAGGCUAUGUGCAGUCAGGGAGAAACAGGAUGAGAAGAAGAGGGAGGCAGAAGAGCAGAUAGACAGAAUGAAUCAGGUGAUCAAGUCUCUGGAAGAGAAGAUCCAGCUGAUUGAGGAGGAGUUGGAUGCAGGAGGAGAUGGGGUUCAGUUCUUAGAGCAUUACCAGGACACAAUGAGUAGCACAUGGACAGGUAGCAAGGAGCCACAGAAGGUUUGCAGACCUCUGUUAGAUGUGGCCGAGCACCUCGGUAACCUCCAGUAUGCCGUGUGGGAAAAGAUGAAACACAUCGCCCCCUACACUCCAGUCACCCUGGACCCCAGGACAGCUGGCCAGUCUCUGAGGGUGUCUCCUGAGUUAAAUAGUGUCAGUUUUAUCACUGGACCUUCACAGAGGCUGGAUGUUGCUGUCCCAGCUAACCCCGAACGUUUCCACCCUUAUUCCUGCAUUCUGGCAAGAGAGGGCUUUGACUCAGGAGUGCACUGUUGGGAUAUUGAGGUUGGUGACACCAGUAAUUGGACAGUUGGUGUAGCUGCUGAGUCAGUGUCCAGAAGAACAGAGUUUGAGGCCUGUCCAGAGGCAGGACUCUGGUGUAUCAGCCUGCGAGAUGGCAAGUACAGAGCUCUGACCACUCCCUCUCAAGACCUGAAUCUCGACAACUCAAACCACCUUAGCAGAGUCCGUGUGAGGCUGGAAUGUGAUGGAGGGAUGCUGGCAUUCCUGAACGCUGAUGAUGAAACACAUCUUUUCACGUUUAGAUAUGUCUUUACUGAAAAGGUGUACCCAUACUUUGAGAGUAUAUCAUUGGGUGGGGGUCUUGCUGUGUUGGCACAGAAUGUGAACAUCAGCGUGGGGUCUGAUCAUGUCUUUGUGGGAGACACUGCUAUCGCUGAAGAACAUCCGAUAAUGAAAAGUGAAUCUUGCAGAGAGGGUGAUAUUAAAACUACAUUGACUAACAGCAACAGUGAGAUGUCAGAGUGCGGACGUGUGACUAAAGACAAAAACAAUCAGCUGAACAAAUCAGACCAACAGACCAAACACACCACAAAGGAUCAGCUCAUUCAAAUAAAACCCACUGGAAAGGAAAAGACAAAAGGAAACAGACCUGCUGUGAAAAAACAGAGCAGCAAGCCCAGGUUCAGUCUGACCUACCAUAUCUCGCUGAACUCAGCUAAACAUCAUGAUCAAUAAAUCUGUCAGUCACAAACAACUCCGGAUGAAUCAUGUUGAUCAUCUGGUUUAUUAUCCUUGUGAUAAAUGACAAGAGCAUGUCGUGAUUUAUAGUGAAUUAAUAAUAAUGGCAUCUUUUACAUUGAUUUAAGUGUUAAGUAAGUUUUUAGGUAGCAGCUAGUUCCUGUCAGGAUGAAUUGUAACCAAUCUGAUGAUCCCUUGACUUUUGCUUUAGUGGCAUCUCAUCAGGUAAAUAUACCUGCAUCACUGUGCUGCUGUGAUCAAGUGCAGCCGCUAGCAUAUACUACUGUACUGUACUCUUAGUCUUGUUUAUAAUACAUUGAUAACUGAUCAGAUUAGGUAGAGUGGAUUUUGUUUCUGCAGUGUGAUGAAACUGUAUAUAUUUGCUGUGUGCUCAUCAGUAUCGCAACAACAGAGGAUAAUUACUUAUAGCUUAUUUCUGAAUUUGACUUUAAAUGAAAAGCUGCAUGUUUAGCUCUAUUUGUCCAUUGUGUUUUCAGGUGAAGCUUAUUGUUAUAGGUUAGAGGUAUUUUACUGGGCAUGAAAUAGCACUGACAAAAUGA